AUGGAAAUUACUAAUAAACAAUGUCUAGAAAAUGCAUCAAGCUUAGCCUCUGAUGUGCACAACCCAGAGAAACUUAUACUAAACUAUGGUCCGCAAUCAAUUGCAGGUAUAAAUGUUCAACAAACAGAUCAAGAAGAGACGAUGUUUCCAUUUAUGUAUGGACACGAUAAAUGGCCACAUAAAGUGGAGAGGGCCUUCACAACUGCUUUACGUUUAAUAAUGAAAAGUGGAACAUCAAAAAUCAAAAUUCGUAACAAAAAUUAUGGUAGGAAUGAGUUGAUCUCAUUGUAUAUCAGGUAUGAAACUGGAGAAGUUAGGACGAAAAAGCAAAUAUCAUCGCAUAUCCAAGUAUGGAAAAAAUCUAUUUUGAGCAAAGCUUCUAGUAAUAUGAGACUAACCCCCAUGGAUGCAGAAAUUCUAAGUUUAAUUGAAAGAGGAGCAGAGCAAAAUAAAGAAUCACUAGAGAGAUUCUAUUCAACUUUUGAAGUAAUUAUAGAUACUCUCUCAAAGGAUACCACAAACCAUAAAUACUCUAAAAAUUCAUAUACUGGUCUAAAUGCAAGCGUCACUAAACUUUAUCCACAGUCAUAUAAUAGAAACACCUCCUAUGGUAACGAUUAUAAUAAUAUGCCGCCUACAAUCAUGGAUCCUAAUAUUACAGCGCCAAAUACCCAUGGGGUUCCUAGGUAUCAGUACUCAGGAAAUAUGAAUCCAUAUGUUGAGCAACAGCCUUCUACUUUCCAAAAUGCAAGGCAACUGCGUUACGCACCAAUUGAGAACUAUAGUGCGAUACAAAAUGAUCCCGUUAUAAGAUACAGUAAUAAUGACAAUGCUAAUAAUAUAGUUGGUGUUCAAAGAACAUAUUCUGAAUAUUACAAUGUACCAGUCGAACAAAUUGAAGAAAGGUAUUCACAACCAUAUCUUAAUAAUCACCCAGGCCAAGUAUCUGGUGCGUAUCAGACGUGGUUUCCAGGUGUGCAGCUUAGACAUCAAUCCGAGAUGAAAGAAGAUAAUCCAGAGACACAACAGAUAGGAUAUCUGCCACAGUAUUCUAGUUCGUCAGCAUCUUUAACUCCUCAGGUUUCUACUAACCAGCAGUUAACGAGUAUGGGUAAACAAAUACCAAACACAUAUUUACAACCAGUCCCUAAUUUCAGUGAGCCUGAUCGUGUAAAAUUACCACAUCUUGUUCAACAUAAUACGUUUAUUGGGAACCAACCAGGUCAAUUCAAUACGGCAUAUACGGACGAUACUAGAGGCUCUGCCUAUCCGGUUGUUCAAAAUAAAGACUUUAGAUCUACAAUAAACGCCCCUAAUAUACAAAGUAGUACGUCCUCUAAUGAUGUUACAAGCAUAGCACCAAUAGUAAAACCGACAAUUACGGCCCAAAAUUCUGGUAAAUUCGUCGAACCUGUCCACGAUAGACAAGGCACGAAGGUCAUAGCAGCUCUUCAUGAGCCAUCAAUUCAAUCAGAAAUACCGAUGAGUAACAGUAGUCGGAUCGUACAUACUGCGCCAUACUUAUAUCGAAAUUCUCCUGCACAACAGAAUUCACAGAAUAUUCCAAUGAAGCAACCAAUGGUGAUGGUGCCAUCUUAUCCGUAUUAUUCCCAAAAUAUCCCGGGACAAAUACAACGAAAAGAGGAAAAUUCAGAGUCCUUGCCAGGUAUUCAUCCAAAAUAA
Maudiozyma saulgeensis is the source of this 1683-nucleotide messenger RNA. NCBI's taxonomy places the organism in Eukaryota, Fungi, Ascomycota, Saccharomycetes, Saccharomycetales, Saccharomycetaceae. The record is from the annotation of a GenBank genome assembly.